Molecule: messenger RNA, 2918 nt
Organism: Anarrhichthys ocellatus (wolf-eel)
Lineage: Eukaryota; Metazoa; Chordata; Actinopteri; Perciformes; Anarhichadidae
Gene: parla
Product: presenilin associated, rhomboid-like a
Exons: 10
Coding region: 24-1160 (378 amino acids)
Cellular component (GO): membrane
Molecular function (GO): serine-type endopeptidase activity
Source: RefSeq, a predicted model, not a curated record
UCAGGCAGGAGGUCAUCUCAAACAUGGCGUGGAGAGGAUGCGUAAUGAAAUGGGCUAAAACAGAGUUCCUCCGAUCCACCAACACUACCUCACGAAGCACCAGACUGAACCCACAGAACCAACAGAGGUGUGGUUUCCGUCGGGAAGCCAAAAGGCUGGAAACAAAGAAAGGAAAUGUCACCCAGGAAACAAAACCUACUCCCUCUGAGGCUGGCAGGCCAGCGCCCCCACCUCCUCCCAAAGUCCCCAGGCCGUCGCUCUUCAAACCGCUGAUGUUCACAGUAGGGUUUACAGGUUGCUCCUUUGGUGCAGCGGCCAUUCUGCAAUACGAGACUCUGAAGUUAAGAGUUCGGAAUGCAAAAGAGGAAGCGGAGUCAGAAAAACUCUUACAGGGGUCUCAGGACAUGACGUACUGGCAUGACUGGUGGGACCAGUUGUCAGGCUUCCAGCAGCAGCUCAUCCUCCUGGUGUCGAUGGUGGAUGACUUCUGGAGCAGCCUCACAGAGGGGCAGAAGAUCGUCACCGGCAUCAUUGCAGUAAAUGCUGUAGUCCUGUGUUGCUGGCGGAUCCCUUCAAUGCAAAGAACCAUGAUAAAGUACUUCACGGCCAACCCAGCUUCCAAAACACGGUACCUUCCCAUGGUCCUGUCCUCCUUCAGCCACUACUCCAUUGUCCACAUGGUGGCCAACAUGUAUGUCCUGUGGACGUUCUCAUCAGGAAUCGUCUCUCUCUUAGGCAAGGAGCAGUUUCUUGCAGUCUACCUCUCUGCCGGUGUGAUUUCAACCAUGGUCAGCUACAUGUGUAAAACUGCGACUGGACGUCUCCAUCCAUCCCUGGGAGCAUCAGGUGCCGUCAUGGCAGUACUGGCCGCAGUUUGUGCAAAAAUGCCAGAGGCCAAACUGGGCAUACUCUUCCUCCCCAUGAUCACUUUCACUGCAGGAAACGCUCUGAAAGCGCUUGUUGCCAUAGAUACAGCAGGGCUCAUACUGGGAUGGCGGCUGUUUGACCACGCAGCUCACCUUGGAGGAGCCCUCUUUGGAGUAUGGUAUGUGGCAUACGGUCACAAGCUGAUUUGGAGGAAGAGGGAGCCCUUUGUGAAGCUGUGGCAUGACAUGCGUUCUCCAGGCGCCGGUGGAUCCAGACCAGGAGGUUGGUGGUAGUGGACCUGGACCACAAUGAGACGGUGCAAGGUCUCUUGAAUCCUUUUUGAAAGAACUAGAGUCCACAGUUACCCCAGAAUAUACAAGGACACUUUCAUCCACCAAGAGUGUCAGGUGUUAGUUUAUUAAUAAAUAUAGUUUUUCAUUCAAGGCGACUGAGACCUAGCUGACCUGAAAUGUGAAAAAAACAGGUCAGACCUUGUACCUAGUGUUGCAAUCCAGAUGUUUACUGUGUAGACUGAUAACAUCUGCUGCUCUACAAGUAUACCCUGCAAGCUACGAAACAAAUCACCACUCUACCUCUGAAUAAUGUGAUGAUGUCUAACCUUCAGCCUUCAUGUUGGAUUUUACCUGUUUUAUAUUAUUGAGAACAUUCGCACAAGCCUGGGCGGACAAAGCAGAGUGCUGGUACGAUUCAGUGACCGAAUCAUUGUAAUAUACAGUCCUGUGGGCUGAUCUUAUGUUACUAUUAAAACUGGAGUUUCAACAAUCUGAGCAUUUAUGUUUUAAUGAAAGGGGGGGGAUUAGUCCUCAUUGAAACAAGAACUUACCUACCUCAUCAUUUUUGUCAAGUGGGAACUCAUACUUCUACACACUGGUGAAGAAAAAGAAGGGGCGAUGAUGUUUGUCACAAACAAGGUGCAUACAUUUGUCAGUCAUUUUACUUUGAAGCUCUGGAAACUAAGGUUGGCUUUUGAAAAUAAAAACUUUGAACAAGGACGCCACCCACUCACAGAUUUGGCCCCGUCACUUGAUUCUUCAAUCAUUCAGUGCUUCUCAGGAUGCUGACCUCUGUUCACCUGUUUCCAGGACUAACUUAUUAACUAAUUAGGAAUUCAUCCACAAAUUCUGUUCAGAGAAAAAGUGUUGGCUUUAUUUAACAGAGUCACAUGAUAGUCUUACAAACGAUUGUCCAUGCAUGCAUAGUACUGUACAUUACGAUUGUUGGAAUGCGUUUAAUACCUGCAAUAAUUCUAUUUUAUUCACAAAUUCACACUUUAGGUAGAGAAAAUGAAUAUCUACAUCGUCUAACAAGUAUUUUAAACGUUUGGGGACGUGUACACAAGCUCAGAGAAGUUACCCUUACCAUAAACAACUAUAAAAAGGUAAUAAAACAAGAAUUUGAACGAGUCAGCAUCAACGCUGUAAACUCGUGGUUACAAAAGAGGCAAAUUGUAAAAAGCAGAUCUGAGACUGACACCUGCUGGCUACAAAAGAACUACAAUCCACUGGGAGGGCUGUUCACAGUUAAGGUAAGGCAGCUUUGGUAACAAUAUACAGAUUAUUACCUUAUCAAAUAUGGACGAUUCAUCAGACUCGGCCAUGUGCAGAAAAUGCUGAUUGUCAGCAAUAGUCCUGCAGAUGCAAUGGUUGAACUGCUCAGCAGCAACACACUGAGCAGGUAAACUUCAAUCAAACAUUCUUGUGAGAAGCACUUUGAGCUCGAAACACUAUAUUAUCACUACUGUUUUAUUGCAAUAAUGUCAUCAAAAUGUGAGAAGAAUUUCCCUGUGAAAUUUGAAAUUGAGCUUCCUACACAUGCUGGGAUCAACAGUGUCGACCUAAUCCUUCACCUAGACGGGUGUUAUUAAUCAAAACACAGACUUACCAGACUGUUACUCGAGUCUGUCUUCUUUCAGUCCAAAACGGUCGGCGGUGUGGCAGCUCCUCAAGCUCUGCUCUUGUGGUUGGCAUAGCUGGGGAAGCCAAACUGGGAGAUCAUCAGGUUGGAGAAGCGGAGUGGCAUGAAGCCAUAGA